Peronospora matthiolae is the source of this 3219-nucleotide messenger RNA. NCBI's taxonomy places the organism in Eukaryota, Oomycota, Peronosporomycetes, Peronosporales, Peronosporaceae. The record is from the annotation of a GenBank genome assembly.
AUGGAGGACGCCGAGGUGAUUGACGUGACGGACGAGAGCGUCCUCGAGCGCCACAAGCGCCGCCGCGAGUCCUUUGACGUCGAGCCACGUCGCACGCACCGCAAGACGAAAGACCGCGUGCUGUUUGCCGACGUCAUGGCGCAAGAACGCGAGAUGGAGCGGCUUAAUUACGAAAAAAGUCGGUACCAUCAACUCACGUGCUGCGCGCAGCUGCGGAAAGGCGAGACGAGUGGAUCCCCCGCCAAGCGGUCGAAGCAGAAGCGCGCUGAGGAGCGGCGGUCGGCGCGGCAGAAGCUGCGCCACACCAUGAGUGCGCAGUUGAGUGACGCGGUGCUGCCGAUGUCACUCGAGCGAGGUAAGAAGGGAGUCCAGUGUGCUGACGAUCAAGACGACCUUCCUUUACGUCAGCGCGAGGUCACUUCCGGCAAUAAACACGUGCUCGCGGACGUGACGCUACACUCGACUGCAUGGCGCAAUGUGAAGGUGGAGAUUGCGCCGGUAAAUGUCUUGCCGGAUCGAGACGGUGUGUUGCGGCCGUUUGCUUGGGAGAUGGAUGUUGCACUGGACGAGUUUGAUGAGGUUUUGAAGAGCACGUGUCGCUUGUCGACAGACUUUUUGCAGCCUAAACCGUUGACUGUGAUGUCAGGGACGUUGGCAGAGGCUCGUGAUUGCGUGCAGAUGGAUGACCGAGUGCGUAAGGCUGUUGUCGAGGCGACUUUAUUGGCUAAAGCAAGUCAUGCUGCAAGGGUGAAGGCGAUUGUUGGUCAUACACGAAAGCAGAUUGCAGCGUACUUGGAAGAUCGACCGGUGGUAUGUGCCAAGAUAAGGGCGUCGAUUGUCGGACGUUCGCUUGAAAUCUCGAGGCUGGAAAAGGUUGCUGCACGAGCGCUGCUUUGGACUGAUGGGCGUUUGCCGGACGGUGAGGAAAGGCCAAGCUACUCGGUGGGACGAAGUGAGUCUGGUUACUCGGUGGCCGUGCACCCUACAACAGUGACGUAUCUCAGCAAAAUGGCGCCAGCUCCACGCUCGACAGCUUGUGUGUUUGUGCGCGGGACGCACCGAGUCGAGGAUGAUCCGAUCAUUCGGUUUGUGCCCCACUUUAUUGAUGAAGGUACCGACAACAAAGCUAGAGAGCGUUAUAUUAGUACUUUUGAGCAUCGCAAGGAUACGCUUGUGGGCAUGGAUGACGAGGUGAAGGAGUUUGUCUUACGGUAUGCUGUGAGCACUUGUGGGAGCGACCAGAGCGUUUUUGAGGCGCUUAGACAAACUGGUUUCUUUUCGCAACCAUUUGCAAACUACUCUGACAUUGUUGCCCGUGGGAUGCGAGAUCAAUUGUGGAAGCGGCAUUUGCACGAAUUGGAAGCGCGUCUUAACAGCGGGGACAUUUCUCGUCACAAGAAGCGUGCGAUUGUCGUUAUUCUGGACGCGUGUCACGCAUUACAGGCAGUGCCGGCACAUUUGAUCUUAAAGUGUUUGCAGCCUGCUGAAGACCGAGGUAUACGGAGAGCUCCAUCCCAGCAAUAUUGGGAAUUGGCCAUAAAGUACCGAGAGUUGUUCUGCCGCCGCUGCUGUGUGUACAACUGCCGAAACCAUGGUCGUGGACAGCCUCUUCCAGUCGUGCGCGUUGACCCCCGUUAUCCGAUGGUGAAAGCUACGUCAAAACUUUGGCGACGCGUUGAAGAAGAGCAGCUGCGAUCAGCAGAAAUCUUUGAUGUAGAAAUGGAUGAUGAAGAAAUUUUUGUGUCUGAGGAACCAGUUUCCGAGCCAGCGCCACAGGUUGAUUUGAUUGUUAAAGCAGGAAGCGAUGUAACAUGUAAUACAGCAGAUGCUGUCCGAGGUGAUUUUUCGCAAAGAUCAGUGCGUGCUCGAACGUCUGCUAGUACAAAGGCGUCAUCAGAGCUGAAUGCAGCUCGCGUUUACGCAAAAAAGAUGGUGCGUUGCAAGACUACAGAUGUAUCAGAGUAUUUAGGAUUCGAUGGCACUUACCAAGCGAUCACGCAGGAUAGGAAGCUGGAAUUGCUAUCUACCGAGUACUGCUGCGGACCUUAUUGCUCAAAGCCUGCAUCAGAUCCUGAUCAAUAUGAGGAAGGCCGUGGCUUUCGUGGCAUAGUACAAGAAACGCUGUGGAAAGAUUCUGAAAUUGCGUUACUGAAGAAGCUAGAGAAAUGUAUUGGUCUACACCCAUGUGCUUUAGCAGCGUUGCUUGGCUCACGAAGCUGCACCGAUGUUGCUCAAUUUAUCCAAAACCGUAGUCGCGGGGCGCCAAAUAGUCUUGACGAACUUGGUGUAAUGCAAAAUGACGUCUGUGUGCGAAACCGAGAAAGGAGUAAUGGAGCCUUUGGCAACAAUUACGAGCACCUUCGUCGCACGCGUUCCCAGCGAAUGAAAGACCUUGGUGCAAAUCACGAGUAUGUUCCUUGCAAUCAUGAUGGCGGCUCUUGUGACUCUGCACAAUGUUCCUGCAUGCGUCGUGACCACUUCUGUGAAAAGUCAUGUGGGUGUUCUCCAGAUUGCUCCAAUCGUUUCCCCGGAUGUCAUUGCGAAGUGGGUCAGUGUCGAACUUUCGACUGUCCAUGCUAUUUUGCUGCAAGGGAGUGUGAUCCUGAUGUUUGUAUUUCGUGCGGAGCUAGCGAGCUUCCGGUUGUCGUAUUUGACGAAGAAAGUAAAGACAAGUCCGUGUCACAGCUUAGGGUUUGUGGGAACGUAAAUAUACUGCGCGGCAAGAUGCGUAAGAUUGGAAUUUCUGCUUCGGAGACACAUGGAUGGGGAGCAUACGCCUUGGAGGAUGUGGAGAAGGGUGAGUUUAUUUACGAGUACACCGGAUCGUUGUUGUCCCAAGAUGAAGCAGAACGGCGUGGCAACGUAUACGAUAAAACGACGAUCAGUUUCCUAUUUGACCUGACGGAAGAUUCUGUCGUGGAUGCUACGCGCAAGGGUAACAAAAGUAAAUUCGCCAACCACGAUUCGAUGAAGCCAAAGUGUUUUGCCCGGAUCAUGUUUGUCAAUGGGGACCACCGCAUCGGAAUUUAUGCGAAAGAAGAUAUUGCAGCUGGAGACGAGUUGUUUUUUGACUACGGAUACAGUGGUGUGGUUCCUGACUGGAGCCAAGCACGCAUCGGAUCAAGCAAAACUGACACCCCAGUUAAAGUGGACGGUGGUGCCGAAAGGAACUUGUUCGACGAGCCGGAAGAAAGUGGACUGAACUGUUCGAGAAAGUAG